AUGGCUUCACAAAUACAUUUCUUAGACAUCAAGGGUAAACCAUUGCUAUCCCGAGACUACAAAGGCGACAUUCCAUCAACAACAAUUGAAAAAUUUCCCCUUUUAUUAUUAGAAUUGGAAAACACCAUUGAUGAUGGUGAUUACAAACCGUUUAUAAACCAUGACGGUAUAAACUAUAUCUUUAUCAAUCAUAACAACUUGUACAUUUGUGCAUUGACGAGGAAAAAUGAAAAUAUAAUGACAAUUGUCAUUUUCCUAUCGAAAUUGGUUGAAGUCUUGACUCAAUACUUCAAGUCAUUGGAAGAAGAAAGUAUAAGGGACAAUUUCGUCAUUAUAUACGAAUUGCUUGAUGAAAUGAUGGAUUUCGGUAUUCCUCAAACUACCGAUACCAAGAUUUUAAAAGAAUACAUUACUCAGGACUAUUAUUCCUUAAUCAAGACUACACCAUCACAUCUUGUUGCUCCACCCAAUGCAGUAACCAAUGCCGUUAGUUGGAGAAAAGACGGCAUAACAUACAAGAAGAAUGAAGCGUUUUUGGAUGUGGUUGAAAGUAUCAAUAUGUUGAUUUCACCCCAAGGUAAAGUCCUCAAUAGUGAAAUAUUGGGACAAAUAAAUAUCAAGUCGCAUUUAAGUGGGAUGCCCAAUUUACGAUUAGGACUCAAUGACAAAGGUUUGUUCACCGGUAACAACAACGGUGAAGGUGAGUCCACUGCUUCCACUGAGGGCAAAAAUGUCGAAAUGGAAGAUAUCAAAUUCCAUCAAUGUGUUCGAUUAUCCAAGUUUGAAAAUGAAAAAUUAAUCACAUUUAUCCCCCCAGAUGGCGAAUUCACCCUAAUGUCAUAUCGUUUAUCUUCAGCUCAAUUCCUAACCAAACCAUUAAUGUUGGUCAAUUGUAAAACAAAAAUUCAUAAACAUUCACGUAUUGAAAUCAAUUGUACCAUCAAGGCACAAAUCAAGAAAAAAUCAACGGCAAACAAUGUUGAAGUGAUUAUACCCAUUCCUGAUGAUGCCGAUACUCCCAAGACUGAAGCUGAGUAUGGCUCAGUUAAAUGGAUCCCUGAGAAAUCAUGCCUUGUUUGGAAACUAAAGACUUUCCCUGGUGGUAAACAGUUUCAAAUGCGUGCUGAAUUAGGGUUGCCUGCAGUAACUGAUUCUGAAUCGAUAUUGAGCAAGAAACCCAUCAAGGUUAAUUUUUCCAUUCCCUAUUUCACCACUAGUGGGAUUCAAGUGAGGUAUUUGCGCAUCAAUGAACCUAAAUUACAAUAUCAAUCGUACCCGUGGGUCAGGUACAUUACAAAAUCAGGUGAAGACUAUAUUGUUAGAACAAGAUAA
This is a messenger RNA of Lodderomyces parapsilosis, 1332 nucleotides long. It is a transcript of the gene APM1, whose product is annotated as Apm1p. The transcript has a single exon. The record is from RefSeq and is a predicted model, not a curated record. Lineage: Eukaryota; Fungi; Ascomycota; Pichiomycetes; Serinales; Debaryomycetaceae. Gene Ontology annotation, molecular function: clathrin-cargo adaptor activity. The coding region runs from base 1 to 1332 and encodes 443 amino acids. Gene Ontology annotation, cellular component: clathrin-coated vesicle; clathrin adaptor complex. Gene Ontology annotation, biological process: vesicle-mediated transport; intracellular protein transport.